ACGCAGACCGUCGCUGUCUGCAUCUUCUCCUGCCGUGCGAGGAGUUUGUUUUUUAGCCCGAAACAAAAAAAAAAAAACCCAACAUAAAAACGCCGGAUAAGGUGUUGCUUUUUUACUCACACCAGCUUAUAUUUUCUCCCUCACGAUGACUGCAGAGAUGCGGCGCAGCAGCACGACUCCGGUCCCGAUCAAAAACAUCGAGAGGGAGCUGAUCUGCCCGAUCUGUAAGGAGCUCUUCACCCAUCCGUUGAUCCUGCCCUGCCAGCACAGCGUCUGCCACAAGUGUGUCAGGGAGCUGCUGAUGCUGAACCAUGAGGACUCCUUUGACGCCGGCUCCGAGUGCUCCAUGCCGGGCAGCCCCAGGUCCAGGGUGCCCUCCCCGUCCAUGGAGAGGCUAGACAGGCUUGUGAGAUCAGGUGGGUCUCGGGGCUCCAUCUCGUCACCGGGGUGGCGCAGAGGUUCAGUGACUCCCCGGGUCACCACCAUCCCAUGCCCGGGCUGCCAGCAUGACAUCGACCUCGGUGAGCGCGGCAUCAGCAUGUUGUUCCGUAACUUCACCCUGGAGAACAUCGUCGAGCGCUACCGCCAGGCCGCCCGCGCAGCCAUCGCCAUCAUGUGUAACAUCUGUAAGCCUCCGCAGCUGCAGGAGGCUACGAAGAGCUGUAUGGACUGCAAGGCUAGCUACUGUAACGAGUGCUUCAAGCUGCACCACCCCUGGGGCACACCCAAAGCUCAGCAUGAGUAUGUUGGUCCCACCACCAAUUUUAGGCCCAAGGUGCUCAUGUGCCCAGAGCACGAGAUGGAGAAGGUGAACAUGUACUGUGAGGUCUGCAGACGACCCGUUUGUCACCUCUGCAAGCUGGGAGGAUCCCACGCCAACCACAAAGUCACCUCCAUGAGCAGUGCCUAUAAGAUCCUCAAGGAGAAGCUGGCCAAGAGUAUCCAUUACCUCAUCAGCAAAGAGGACCAGGUCAGGACUCAGAUUACUGAUCUGGAGGUGCUCAUCAAUCAGACCGAGGAUAAUGGACAGCUAGCAGAGCGCCAAGCCAAUGAGCACUUUGAGCGUCUGUUUGAGACUCUGCAGGAGAGGAAGUCAGAGAUGCUGAAGUCCAUAGAACAGUCUAGAAGCCGACGCCUGGAUCAACUCAAGGUUCAGGUGGAGGAGUACCAGGGCAUGCUGGAGAACAGUGGCCUGGUGGGCUACGCUCAGGAGGUACUGAAGGAGACGGAUCAGUCCUGCUUCGUACAGACCGCAAAGCAGCUGCACAUCAGGAUCCAGAAGGCCACAGAGUCUCUGAGGACCUUCCACCCUGCAUCUGACCCCUGCUUUGAUGAGUUUGUGCUGGACACAUCCAGAGAAGAAACUCUGCUCAAAGAGAUGUGCUUUGGUGGAGUUCCAGACCCUCCUCUGAUUGACUUGUCCAAUAGCAGAGUCUAUAACGAGGCCUCGAUCUGCUGGAGGCUGUCUGAUGACUCCCUACCUACAGAUCACCACGUGCUUGAAUACCGAAGACUUGGGGGCCCAAGCAAGUCCCCGUCCCAGGAGGACGGUGAGGACAGUGGGGUCUGGACGGCUACAGACAGGGUGUACGGUCCCAGCGCUGUGGUGUGUGACCUGGACCCUGACAGCCUGUACUCCUUCAGGGUCAAAAGCUGCAGGAACUCCAUGUUUAGCCCCCACAGCCCUGAGGUCACCUUCCAUACACCACCUGCAACCGCUUUUGGAUUCCUGUUCAGCGACAAGUGUGGCUUCAGUACGGAUCGGCUCAUUCUAAACAAGCGCCGGGACACUGUGGAGAGCGUGGCCAGCAUGGCCUUCCUCCUGGCAGCAGAACGUGUGCAGACGGGCAGCUACAUUGGCAUAGACUACAUAAUUGGGGACACGGGCAUCUCUCAGGGAAGACACUAUUGGGCCUUCAAGGUGGAGGCGUACUCCUACAUGGUUAAAGUUGGAGUGGCCUCUGACUCAAAGCUGCUUGAAUGGUUUCACAAUCCCAGAGACACCAGCAGCCCGAGGUAUGACCAUGAUAGUGGGCAUGACAGCGGCAGUGAGGACACUUGCUAUGAGCUCUCCCAGCCCUUCACCCUCCUCACACUGGGGAUGGGAAAACUCUUCAUCCCCAAGACUUCUUCGUCCUCCACUGUCUCCAGCGCAAACGCGGCGUCUGGUGACCCUGGCAACCGUGUGCUCCCCAUGCCCCAGCGCCUGGGUGUGUGCCUAGAUUACGAUGCAUGCCGGGUGUUUUUCUACGAUGCCGACACCAUGAGGUGCCUUUAUGAGAGGCAGGUGGACUGUUCGGGAACAAUGUAUCCAGCUUUCGGGCUCAUGGGCAGCGGCAAGGUUCAACUGGAAGAGUUCAUCACCGCUAAGAGACUGACCUUCUGAGGAGAGAUGGAGAAUGUGGAUACAUUGGGAGCUGCAUCUUUGGCAUGUUCUGGGAAGAGCAGAUUUUAAUGACAGGGUGAUGGAGUACAAUCCAAAUAGAUUUAAAAAAAAAAAAAAAAAAAAAAAAAAAAAAAAAAAAAAAAAAGGUGGGGCGAGGCAGAUGUGAUCAGGGCCUUCAGUCAUAAAUGUGAAAAUGGGAGCUCUGCCACAGACUGACCUACUUACAGUUGGCAUGUAUAAUGUAUGAUCCAUCCACAAGAGAACGACGCUGAAUAGAAGUGUCCACAUACAAAGGUCUUCAGAGGUUGGUAUCUGGUAUGUCAAAGAUCUUCUCUACAUACCAAAGUCUCUAUCUGUUAACUGUAGUUGACCUGGUUUUGAUUGCCAGCUUUGAUCAGCUGUUAAUAUAGUGGAAUACGCUGCAACUAGUCUGCAGCUACUUUAAAUCUUUGUUGUUUUAACAUGAAACGCCUUUGAGCUUACACGUACACUUCCUCUUUUGCCAGGUAUAUGGUCAUAGAUUAAUUUGUGAGUGUUAAUUAUCGUGUGAUCUUUAUUUUUUGGGCUCUUCUCUGUAACUGUUUGUCUAAAAGUAGCAGCAUAGGUUUAGAUGUAAUCUUGGUGGACCUAAGAGCCUUGUAGCUACUAUAAAGCUAGCGCCUUUGUGCCUUUUUUUUUUUUUUUUUUUUUUAAGGAAAUGGGUCCCUUAGUUCGCUCUAGCUAGCAGAUAUUGGUGUCAUUGCACAAGCAUUAUGGAAAUACUAAGCAUAUAUACUGUAUGUGAGUAAUUAUUGUAGGUCGUUUCAUCGCACAUGGGUGUCAAAGUUAUAACAGUUGAUAGCAUUCACUAUACUUCCCUUUUUCCU
This is a messenger RNA of Anoplopoma fimbria (sablefish), 3252 nucleotides long. It is a transcript of the gene trim36, whose product is annotated as tripartite motif containing 36. The coding region runs from base 146 to 2386 and encodes 746 amino acids. Lineage: Eukaryota; Metazoa; Chordata; Actinopteri; Perciformes; Anoplopomatidae. The record is from RefSeq and is a predicted model, not a curated record. Gene Ontology annotation, molecular function: protein binding; zinc ion binding. The transcript has 13 exons.